UUGCAUUAACAUGGAUGACUCAUUUUUCAUUUGAGCUACUCUUGAGUUUAUAUUAUAGGGAAAUGUUUUGAUAGAGUUUCGAAAGACCAUUAUAUAUAUCAUGCAAUAAUUGAGAUACUAUAGCGAUAAAAGAAAGGUUUAGACUCAUAAGACGGUGAUUAAUUGCAACCCUGUGAAUCAUUAUCGACAAAAUGAAAAGACUCCUUAAAGAUAUCAGCAGGAAACGUAAUUACACGAGUUCAGGAAAAGAAAAUUCCAAGUACAUUCGCUGUCUGAAUUCUCUGGAUUUAUCUGCAUUAGGAAUAGCGUCAGUGGUCAGUUCUGGAUUUUAUGUGCUCGUUGGAAAGCUCGCUCGAGAUUUAGCGGGGCCGGCAAUCGUUUUGUCAUUUGUUCUGGCAGGAUUCUCUUCUCUAUUAUCAGCUAUAUGUUAUGCGGAAUUUGGAGCUCGAAUUCCCAAGUCAGGAUCAGCAUACACGUACACAUACCUAUCUCUGGGUGAAAUUUGGGCGUUUAUUGCUGGCGGGAACAUGAUUCUUGAGUAUAUCAUUGCAAUGUCUUCCCUCAGUAGAGCGUGUAGUGAGUACAUCAACUCUUUAUCUGGAGGAUAUAUCUACRAACAUUUCUUCGACAAAUUAAGCUGGUGGGAAAGCCCUGCACUUGCGAAAUUUCCUGACUUCCUGGCCCUAUUUAUUUUGAUAUUAAUAUCCAUUAUUAUUGGACUUGGAGUCAAGCACAGUUCCAUUUUUAACAAUACGGUUACAGGUAUCAACCUUCUAGUUAUAACAUUUGCUUUAUGCGUUGGAUCAUACUAUGCAGAUACCAGUAACUGGUCCUCAUGGGAAAAAUUUGCUCCUUAUGGAUUUCAGGGUGUCCUCACGGCAGCUGGCAGUUCUUUUUAUGCUUUCGCAGGCUUUGAUGUGAUCGGAACAGCGGCAGAAGAGACUCUCAAUCCAAAGAAAGCAAUUCCAAGAGCCUUAAUUAUCACAUUUGUGGUCAGUUUCUUGUCUUAUUUUGGAAUAUCUACCGUCCUGACAUUAAUGCUGCCAUAUAACCAACUUGACGAGUUUGCUCCCCUCGCUGAAGCAUUUGCACAAAGAGGAUUCAUUGCAGCCAAGUAUAUUAUCGACAUUGGGGCCAUCGCUUCGAUUCUGACAUGCCUACUUGCAGUAUCGUUUGGUUCAGCUCGAGUUAUUCAUGCUAUGGCAGCGGAUGGAUUAUUAUUCAAAUGGUUAGACAGCAUCAACAGUAAGACCCACGUCCCUCUUCGUGCUCUUGUAUGUUCUACCACCAUCUCUGGAACACUUGCCGUCAUACUGAAUUUGGAACAGUUGAUCGAAAUGCUUUCCAUUGGAACACUGACUGCAUACACUUUAGUAGUUAUCGGUGUGUUAUUGACGAGGUUUCAGUGUGGCAUAGAGAGUGUUUACGAUGAUGAUCCUAUAAUAAUUAAAGAAGAAGAAGAAAAAGAAGAAGAAGAAGGGAGUAAUAGGGUGAAAGUCUGGCUAAAGACUUUGUGGUGCAAAGAUAAGAAAGAUGAAACCAGGAAAUAUGGAGCAGAAUACACACAACUGACCACUUCUGAUAGCACUAACAAAGAGGCAUCACCUAAUGAACCCGAGAACAAGAGUGAACCAACUGAGAGAUCUAGUUUCUAUGCUAGCGUAGCCAUAUUUGYACUUUCAGCGGGUCUGAUUAUCUUCUGCAUCAUGGUCAGUUUUGCACACAAUCAGAUAAGGUUACUGAAGGGAUGGGCUAUUUUAGUGACUUGUAUCAGUGGAGCUAUUGUUAUAUCAGUCAUAGUAUUUCUGUACCAGUUGCCCAGGAACUCAGCCACGUUUCCAUUCAUGGUGCCCAUGGUCCCUGCUCUUCCCAUAAUGACGCUGGUCAUCAACUUCUCAUUGAUUGUGAACUUGAAUUAUUGGACUUACGUAAGGUUUGGAGUGUGGAUGGUUAUAGGACUUCUUAUCUAUGGGUUCUAUGGCCGUAAACAUAGCAACGAAGCAAUUAACAACCAGCCUGUUGACAUGGGACAAGAAAGCGAAUGAUCCACUUCAUAAUUAAUCAGGAAAAGCAGAGACGCAUCUAUGUUAUGAGAUUGCCACUGAACUCCUUCACAUUACUACACCUUUUGCCGUUCAUUAACAGAAAAUGUACAUUCAUUUGUGCCAAUAGUU
Messenger RNA from Actinia tenebrosa (Australian red waratah sea anemone), 2174 nucleotides. RefSeq names its product high affinity cationic amino acid transporter 1-like. Gene Ontology annotation, cellular component: plasma membrane. Gene Ontology annotation, molecular function: amino acid transmembrane transporter activity. The record is from RefSeq and is a predicted model, not a curated record. Gene Ontology annotation, biological process: transmembrane transport; amino acid transport. Lineage: Eukaryota; Metazoa; Cnidaria; Anthozoa; Actiniaria; Actiniidae.